This is a messenger RNA of Asparagus officinalis (garden asparagus), 1356 nucleotides long. RefSeq names its product E3 ubiquitin-protein ligase MIEL1-like. Bases 19 to 999 code for a protein of 326 amino acids. Lineage: Eukaryota; Viridiplantae; Streptophyta; Magnoliopsida; Asparagales; Asparagaceae. Gene Ontology annotation, biological process: protein ubiquitination; ubiquitin-dependent protein catabolic process. The record is from RefSeq and is a predicted model, not a curated record. The transcript has 10 exons. Gene Ontology annotation, molecular function: ubiquitin protein ligase activity; zinc ion binding. Gene Ontology annotation, cellular component: nucleus.
AGCCCACUCAUUGGUCCGAUGCUCGGCGUUGCCCUAUUACUCGUUCUCGGACAGCGUUCCAAUCCCAACUGCCCUUUCUUUAUUCCCCCAGAAAAUUACAAAAAACACCCUCAAAACCCACAAAAUCGAAACUUUGACCCCCUCCCUCUUCAAUUAAAAUACUCCGCUUCUCUCUCCCUCCUCAAUCUUGCCCUCCUCCAUCUCUCGCCGGCGAUGGAGGCGACCACCAAUUCUCGCCUCGAUUUCGGAAAGCUGGAGUUUGGGUGCAAGCACUAUAGGAGGAGAUGCAAGAUCCGAGCUCCCUGCUGCAACGAGAUCUUCGGAUGCCGACACUGCCACAACGAAUCCACUACUGAUCGCCACGAGCUCUGUCGUCAUGAUGUUCAGAAGGUGAUUUGCUUGGUGUGUGAUACUGAGCAGCCGGUAGGGCAAAUUUGUACAAACUGUGGGGUGAAAAUGGGGGAGUAUUUCUGUGAUACUUGCAAAUUUUUCGACGAUGACACUGACAAGGGGCAGUAUCAUUGUGAUGAUUGUGGGAUUUGUCGAGUUGGUGGGCGGGAGAAUUUCUUUCAUUGCAAAAAGUGUGGUUCCUGCUACUCAAUUGGUUUGCGUGAUAAGCAUUUAUGCGUGGAAAAUUCAAUGAGACACCAUUGCCCCAUCUGUUAUGAAUAUCUUUUUGAUUCAUUGAACGAGACACGUGUUUUGAAAUGUGGGCACACAAUACACGCUGAAUGUUUUGAAGAUAUGCUGAGUCAUGCUCAAUACGCGUGUCCAAUAUGCUCGAAGUCAGUAGUAGAUAUGUCAACACACUGGAGAAAGCUUGACGAGGAGAUACGAGCGACAGUCAUGCCUCUGGAUUAUCGCUACAAGGUGUGGAUCCUAUGUAAUGACUGCAGCAGUACAACUGAAGUUUUAUUCCACAUUAUUGGGCAUAAGUGUGGCGAUUGUCAUUCCUACAACACGCGAACUAUUGCUCCACCUCCAGUUAUUGAUCAGUAGGAGAAAAUAAUUCAAAUUAAUUUGAAUGAAAAAAUAGGAUUCAUGUAAGCCACUCCCAAAAUUUUGGGAUAAAGGCUUUGUCGUUGUCGUCGCAUUGGAUGUAUCGUGUGCCCAGGAAAAUUUUAAACCUACCCAGGAGAUGUUGAAGGGGGCCUGUGUGUAUUCUUUGGACUAGCUUUCAAUUAUGUGUUUUGUUGUAAGGUUUAUUGAACUAUGGGUAAUCUUCUGUUUGCUUAAUUGGGUAAAUGGUGAUAUCGAUUAAAUUCACUGAUUGUUGUAAUAUCUGUUAUCAGCUAAUAGAUCUCAUUAGCUGAUUGGAAAAUUGGUGCGUUUAAAUGCCACCAGCUUUUAAAUUUA